AUGUACAUAUACACCCAUAAACUUUUCUCUGCCGAAAAGAAAGUCGUGUUGGCUGCUUUGAGUGGGAAAGUUAUCGAUUUGGGUAGCGGAAAGCAUAAAAACCAAGGCAAUCGACUCUGGGAUGGAUAUACAAGUAUAUAUAACAUGAUGCAUUAUUUGCCCAACGGUGAACGGGGAACUCUAGGGGAAUCCAGUCAAGGGUAUGAAAUCAUGCAUACCAUUGAAUGGUUUCUGGGAUCUUCCCGCGAUGAAACAACAACCAAUGCCGAAGGAUAA
Molecule: messenger RNA, 276 nt
Organism: Paracoccidioides brasiliensis Pb18
Exons: 3
Coding region: 1-276 (91 amino acids)
Source: RefSeq, a predicted model, not a curated record